This is a messenger RNA of Funneliformis caledonium, 315 nucleotides long. NCBI's taxonomy places the organism in Eukaryota, Fungi, Glomeromycota, Glomeromycetes, Glomerales, Glomeraceae. The record is from the annotation of a GenBank genome assembly.
AUGUCUUCGAUGACCUGUUACAAUUAUAAUAGAGAAGGACAUAUAACUAGAUAUUGUCCUCAACCUCGUCAGCAACCAAGGAGAACUGAUAGAAGACCUCCUUAUGAUGAUACUAGAGAUAAAGAAUACAAUGAUGAGGAAUAUACUUCUGAAGAAUAUUAUGAGAAAGAGGAAUAUGAAGUCUACCUUAAUACUAGAUCUGGACCUUACCCCAAAAAUGCUGUAUUAAAAAAUAAAAGAAGACUAGUAAAGUUUCAAAACCUACCUAAAACCACUAUUGAAGAGUUAGACAUGAAAGAAUCAACAUCAGACUUA